This is a messenger RNA of Hippocampus comes (tiger tail seahorse), 3395 nucleotides long. It is a transcript of the gene raver1, whose product is annotated as ribonucleoprotein, PTB-binding 1. Gene Ontology annotation, cellular component: nucleus. The transcript has 14 exons. The record is from RefSeq and is a predicted model, not a curated record. The coding region runs from base 34 to 2289 and encodes 751 amino acids. NCBI's taxonomy places the organism in Eukaryota, Metazoa, Chordata, Actinopteri, Syngnathiformes, Syngnathidae. Gene Ontology annotation, molecular function: mRNA binding.
UUGACCCAUGUGUGUAUUGUUUAAACUGCUCAAAUGCGACUGGCUUUUCCAGCACAACCAAAACUUCCAACAAGUCGAGCGAUGGCGGCCAUCGUGUCUGUGAGUACAAACGCCAAAGAAGAAAGCACAGACGCAGCGCUCGGCUUCGUCGCCCGUCCGCUCCACGAAAAGUACGACCACGCUGCACCCACCGAUCGCGAAAAGUGGAGGCUCGGAGAGCGCCGGCAUUCGGAGCUCGAAGCCGGCGAAGAGGUCCCGACAGUGGGACGCGAGGGUCAGCGGAGGGCCGACGAAGACUUAACAACGCUGAGCCCCCAAGAGAUUCAGAGCCGCCUGGAGAGAACUCGGCGGGAGUUUUACAACCGCAGGAAGAUUAUCAUCAAAAAUCUGCCGUGUGACGUCAGCAAUCAGGAGGUUCAUGAUCUGCUGGCCAACUAUGACCUGAAGUACUGCUUCGUAGACAAAUAUAAGGGCACAGCCUUUGUGACGCUGCUCAACGGCGAGCAGGCGCAAAGUGCCAUCAAGGAGUUCCACCAGCAUGCUCUCCGCGAUCGGGACAUCUCCGUGCAGCUGCAGCCCACCGACGCCCUGCUUUGUAUCGCCAACCUGCCGCGCUCCUUUACUCAGCAGCAGUUCGAGGAGCUGGUGCGCCCCUUCGGUAACCUGGAGCGCUGCUUCUUGGUGUACCGGGCAUCCAGCGGCCACUCCAAGGGCUACGGCUUUGUGGAGUACAUGAAGAAGGACUCGGCGGCCCGGGCUAAGUCGGAGCUGCUCGGGAAGCAGCUGGGCUCGCGCAUGCUUUACGUGCACUGGACCGAGGUGGGCUCGCUCACAUACCCGCUGCUGCACUCUAAGUGUCUCUGUGUGGACCGGCUGCCUCAGAGUGCCGUGACCCCCCAAGACCUCCGCAACGCGCUGGCUGAUGCCCACCCACCGGUUUUCUGUCAGUUGGCUCAGGGACAAGAUGGAAGUUUCCGGCGCUUCGCCGUGUUGGAGUUUGCCACGGCUGAGAUGGCCGAGGAAGCUCAGCAGCUGUCAGAUGGCCGUUUGCUGGGCGGCACGCACAUCAGAGCGUCCUUCUGUGCCCCCGGUCCACCCGGCCGGAGCAUGCUCGCCGCUUUGAUCGCAGCCCAGACCAUGUCUGUGAACAGGGGCAAGGGUCUCCUUCCGGAUCCCACCGCCAUGCAGAUCCUCUCGGGUCUCAACAACCCGGCCGCCCUCCAGAUGCUGCUCAACCCUUUGUCGCAGAGCCACAAACAAGGUCUCCUCGGGGCGGCCCCCUCCAUGCCGCUGCUGGCCAACCCGGCCCUCCCUGCCAUGCUGCUCCAGUUGCUGCUCCAAAAUCAGGCGAAAGCCCAGCAGCAGGCAGGACUCCUGCCCGAGACUCCUCUGGCCCCACUGCCCGUCCAGCAGGGAAUCCAUCUGCUGGGAGAUCUGCCUCAAGGUGGUGUCGUCUCAGGUCUGGACCCCCUACCCGCAUUGAAGCAGGCGCCUCUGAGCCGAGCGAUGGCAAGGGAUCAGGAGUCCCCCGGCUUCCCGCAGACUCCCUCUCCCACUCUGCAGGGUCUGUCUGUGCCGCUGCUGGGCGGCAUGAUGGCGCCAGACGGCCUCGCGGCGCGAGCGGUCUCCAUGCUGGGAGACCCAACCAAAGAUGUGACACCUCCCCAGACUUCCUUUCUCCCCGCCAACAAUGCGUUUCCCUCAGGAGCCAACUGCAGACCUCACCCAUACAGGAAGAGACCCACGCUAAGUAAUGUGUCCAACCAACACCUCGCCAUGCACCCCAGCUACAAUCUGCGCUACCAGGACUCUUACAAUGCAGAAUAUCCUCCUCUUCACCGAUCAUUAGCCGAGUUCUUCAACAUGGUGUUUUGUGGUCAGGAGCAGCUGCAGCACUUGUACGAGGAGCAAGAGAAUCACCACAUGGGUGACUCGACAUGCUUCGGACAGCAGCUCUCUCAUCCGUCAGACUUGAACCAGCCCCACUUCACUUUGCCGCCCAGCCCGCCCCCGUCCUCGUAUUUCAGCUCGGACGCCUCCGCUAAUGGCUGCCUGCCUCCCAGCCAGCUUAACAGGGCCGUGGGGAUGCCUCCUGUGAGCCACACCUCUGGCUACCCUCCAGGACUUGUCAACACAAUGAAGACCCCCAUCGGGAGCCACAAGCGCGUCUUCUCCCGCCUCAUCCCGUCUCCGGAGCCGAGCCCCGAGGGCGGCUAUGUGGGCCAGCAUUCCCAAGGUCUGGGCGGCCAUUACGCGGACUCCUACCUGAAGCGCAAGCGCAUCUUCUAAAAGGGAAAACAACACAAAAUGGCGCCAGGAUGUGACGAGAUCAACACUGACUGGAGGUCCUUCCAAUUAUCUCCUGUUGAAAUUAUAAUUUCCCCCCGCCCCCACUCCUUUUUUGUGUUUGUGUACAUAUAAUUUUAGUGUGUUGAUUUUUUUUUUUUUUUUUUUAAUUUUGUUUUUUAAAAUAGCGCUUUACAUUUCUUGUUGGUGGUAGUUUAUGAUGUUUACCAGCAGGGACCUUACAAAGUUAAGCUAAUCAAGUCAUUUGUUUUGUUUUUGUUUUUUUUUUUUUUUUUCCUCCUUGUUUGGCGUGUAAGCAGAUAGUUUGGCCGGUAUUUUGAUGAUGUCACUGAAGUCCGAAACUGAUGUCUUCCACACUAUUCAGAUAAAGGGAUGCCUUCGUUGUGAACAUAAACCACCCAACUCUUGUCUUUUCCUUUCAAUGCCCCCACCUGUCUUAUGGUGUGUCCACCCCCCCCCCUCUCCUUUGCACUCCACCCAACACGGCUGCCUUGACAGAACUGUAGAGAAAAAAAAAGUAUUCCUGAGCUUGUUUCAUGUCGUUUACUUGUCCUUUGAUUGGCACCUGCGGAGUUGUCUUGUCCCCCACUUUUCACGAGUUGAAUGCAUUCGGAGCGCACUAGUCACGCUGCUUGUUUUUUCGUUUGACAGGUUUUAAGCGUUUAAGUCCUCUGGCAGUCCAAACAAUUCACCAUAUUUUUUUUUUUUGAGUGCGUUUUUUUAAAAAUUUUUUUUUUUUUACGUAUUUUACUUUAAGUGAACAGUUUGAUUCUGAAGAACCCAUUACCUCCUUGCAAGAAGACGACUGACUAUCCUGAGCCUUGACACCGCCACCACCUCUGUCUUUUUAUUUGCUGUGUAAAUAGUUUUCAUUCCUUUCUCUCUUUUCCCGAAAUGUUUAUGUUCCACAGCCAGAAUGUCUUCUGGUCCGGUGCUUCUGAAUGAUAUUUGCAGCUUGUUGUUAAAAGACCGAGAGACACGGUCCAAAAACUCGAUUGACUUGAUUGUAACUGCUGUCUCUCUUCCAUGGUCACCUUUGUAAUUUUUGUGUGAGAGAAAGAGAGAAAGUAAAUGUUAUUUAAACUCAA